Nestor notabilis (Kea) is the source of this 1961-nucleotide messenger RNA. RefSeq names its product kelch-like family member 8 (gene KLHL8). NCBI's taxonomy places the organism in Eukaryota, Metazoa, Chordata, Aves, Psittaciformes, Psittacidae. The coding region runs from base 111 to 1961 and encodes 616 amino acids. The record is from RefSeq and is a predicted model, not a curated record. The transcript is spliced from 9 exons. Gene Ontology annotation, molecular function: protein binding.
AGGAAAAUGAACAGAACUUAACUGCAUUUUAGGACUUGACUCCUGAUGGGCUGGAUUUUUGUCUUGACAGGGAUUUUUGAAGAUUCACGCGAAGAAAGAAGAAACAGCCAAUGGCUUCAGAAUCCAUGGUCCCAGAGCAGGGCAAACAACAUCUGGUGAAGGGAAGAAGGCGGCAGCAGCAGCAAACUAGGUCUUCCAAUAGUGAUGGUGAAGAUGACAUCUUUGUAUUUGAAGCAAAUGAGGCUUGGAAGGAUUUUCACAGCUCUCUUCUUCACUUCUUUGAAGCUGGAGAGCUCUGCGAUGUUACACUGAAGGUUGGUUCAAAACUUAUCUCCUGCCACAAACUGGUGCUAGCUUGUGUUAUACCUUACUUCAGAGCCAUGUUCCUCUCAGAAAUGGCUGAAGCCAAGCAGACGUUGAUUGAGAUCAGGGACUUUGAUGGCGAUGCAAUAGAAGACCUAGUGAAGUUUGUGUACUCCUCCCGGCUUACUCUGACGGUGGAUAACGUCCAGCCUCUCUUGUACGCUGCUUGCAUUCUGCAGGUGGAACUGGUAGCAAAGGCAUGCUGUGAAUACAUGAAGCUACACUUCCAUCCUUCCAACUGCCUGGCAGUCAGGGCAUUUGCAGAAAGCCACAACCGCAUUGACUUGAUGGAAAUGGCGGAUCAGUAUGCUUGCCAGCAUUUCACAGAGGUGGUGGAGUGUGAAGACUUUGUGAGUGUGUCACCACAGCACCUCCAUAAACUCCUGUCCUCCAGUGACCUGAAUAUUGAAAAUGAAAAGCAAGUUUACAAUGCUGCUAUCAAGUGGCUGCUCGCCAAUCCACAGCAUCAUGCUACAUGGCUGGAUGAAAUACUUGCCCAGGUACGGCUGCCUCUCUUGCCCAUUUGUUUCCUUAUGGGUGUUGUGGCAAAGGAAGAGAUUGUCAAGCAGAAUCUAAAAUGUAGGGAUUUGCUGGAUGAAGCAAGAAACUACCACCUUCACCUGAGCAGCAGGGCAGUGCCAGACUUUGAGUACUCCAUUCGCACAACACCAAGGAAGCAGACUGCUGGUGUGUUGUUCUGUGUUGGUGGUAGAGGUGGAUCAGGCGACCCAUUUCGGAGCAUUGAAUGCUACUCUAUCAGUAAGAACAACUGGUUCUUCGGCCCCGAAAUGAACAGCAGGAGAAGGCACGUGGGUGUGAUCUCUGUGGGAGGUAAAGUCUAUGCAGUAGGUGGACAUGAUGGAAAUGAACACCUGGGAAGCAUGGAAGUAUUUGAUCCUCUCACAAACAAGUGGAUGAUGAAGGCAUCAAUGAACACGAAGAGGAGAGGAAUCGCCCUUGCCUCUUUGGGUGGCCCCAUUUAUGCAAUAGGAGGUUUGGAUGACAACACUUGCUUCAGUGAUGUGGAAAGAUAUGACAUUGAUUCCGAUUGCUGGAGUGCGGUUGCCCCAAUGAACACUCCCAGGGGAGGAGUCGGCUCCGUAGCCCUUGUGAACCAUGUUUAUGCUGUGGGUGGCAAUGACGGUGUAGCAUCUCUUUCCAGUGUGGAGAAAUACGAUCCCCAUUUGGAUAAGUGGAUGGAAGUGAAAGAGAUGGGUCAGCGAAGAGCUGGCAAUGGUGUCAGCGAGCUCCAUGGCUGCCUGUACGUUGUCGGUGGCUUUGACGACAACUCUCCGCUGAGCUCGGUGGAGCGGUUUGACCCGCGCAGUAACAGAUGGGAGUAUGUGGCAGAGCUUACAACUCCUAGGGGUGGUGUUGGCAUAGCGACACUGAUGGGUAAAAUCUUUGCAGUUGGAGGUCAUAAUGGCAACGUGUACCUGAAUACAGUGGAGGCAUUUGAUCCCAUAGUGAAUAGGUGGGAACUCGUCGGCUCCGUGUCGCACUGCAGGGCAGGGGCUGGCGUGGCUGUGUGCUCUUGUCUCAGCAGCCAGAUCCGGGACGUGGGCCAGGGAUCCAGCAACGUUGUUGACUGCAUGUGA